AUGGGCCAUGGCCAUUCGGACGUGUCAAACACGAGUACGAAAUCAUUAUCCUCUGAAUCUGAUGUAUAUCCUUUACAUAAUGAAAUUACGGUACCGGCAACGCCUACCCUAGAGUCAGUAUCGGAGAAAACGAUGGAGGCGAGCAAUCCUCACCGCACCGCAACGCACAGUCCCGGUAGUCAAACAAGCUCACUAAAUUCUGGGGGUAGCUCAAGGUCCCGCCCUGCUUUAAGUCUUCAUGAAUCUGUGGCAGCUGAGAAUGAGGCCAUUUUGCGACAAGCUGGACCAAGUGAAUCGAAUGACAACUGUACCAAUGCUGACAACUCGGAGGACGCGGGCACACCAACUAACUACAACCUUAUAAAUAACCCGCCAAACCUCGCAAGAAUACGACAAGUAAUGUUUGAAUGCAAAGAUCCAAUUGAAAUUAGCCUCGAGGAAUUUGAAACAUAUUGGCCAUACAUCGAUAAUGUGUGGGUUAAGCAAAGGUCCAACUCCAGUAAAGAAGGUCACUGCACAACGGACUACUAUAUGUGUCGCCUACGGCGCCCAACACACCGUACGUCCGAGACUCGGCCUCUGCCGGAGGGUAAGCGUCCUCGGAAAAAGAGGGUACGUGAGGGUGGUAUCUGCAACUUCCAAAUUAAAGUUGUGCGCUUCGAAGGAGCCUAUUCAACCGUGACUAUCGCAAGGACGCCUGGAAGCAGCCCUAUACACUCGCACGACCUGGAUUACAUUGACAAGGUAAAGCGAAAUUCGGGGCUUAUGGAAUUUGCCCGCAAGGAGGCCAUUAAGGGGUACUUACCUUCGUCUAUAUAUACGAAGUUCCAGGAAGAACCUGAGAAGCUUAUCGAAGCAGGGGGGAAGUUCUGUACUAUUACGGACGUUCGCAACGUCUCUGCGAAAUGGAGAAUACAAAACCCGGAAGUUAAGCUCAUACCUCACGAUGGGUAUGAAUAUCAGAAGGGCCAUGGCAUUGUGAGGAUAAAGGUUACAAAUGGUAGCUGCAAAGCACCCACCAAUCCACCGCCACCAAAGGUGUAUCUGGAUUCACCCCUACCGCCAGACACGCUUUUGUUCCCUCAGUUUCCUUUAGAUUUUCUUGAACCUUAUCUCCCCAGAUACGACGAGAGACGUCAGUUUCCACAUGUUACUUUGUCGUAUGCAUCCUCCAUGGACUCCAAAAUAUCUCUGCUCCCAGGAAUGCAGACAGUACUUUCUGGGCCGGAGGCAAAACUGAUGACGCAUUACCUAAGGUCACGCCAUGAUGCUAUUUUGAUAGGUGUUGGGACUGUGCUGGCUGAUAACCCGGGCUUGAAUUGUAGGCUGGAGGGUGCAGGAGGAUUUGGCGGUCUUGGACGAAUGUGGCAACCACGGCCGGUCAUAAUCGACCCGACAGGGCGAUGGCCCGUUCAUCCUGAAUGCAGAAUGCUGCGGACAGCGGUCGAAGGGAAAGGCAAGGCACCAUGGGUGGUUGUGUCGCCAGGGGCCCAAAUCCACCCCCAGAAAUUGAUGAUGCUGAAAGGGUACGGAGGCGACUUUCUCCGAAUUGUGGAGUAUAAUCAAAAUUGGCGUUUGCGCUGGGAAGCCAUUCUACGCGCUUGGCGUCGGAGGGGGUCAAAAGUGUGA
Aspergillus bombycis is the source of this 1629-nucleotide messenger RNA. RefSeq names its product RibD family protein. The transcript has a single exon. Bases 1 to 1629 code for a protein of 542 amino acids. Gene Ontology annotation, molecular function: 5-amino-6-(5-phosphoribosylamino)uracil reductase activity. Gene Ontology annotation, biological process: riboflavin biosynthetic process. The record is from RefSeq and is a predicted model, not a curated record. NCBI's taxonomy places the organism in Eukaryota, Fungi, Ascomycota, Eurotiomycetes, Eurotiales, Aspergillaceae.